AUGGGACGACUCGAAACUCUGAGGCAGCCGAAAGUCAGCGCGAGUGCCCAUCACACUGUUCAGUAUCAACAUUGCACAGUUUACUGUAUGCUAACGCUGCACACGACUCUAUCUGCACCACAUUACUUUACGCUCAUCCUUGACAACAGCACUAUGGGCUCCAAACUCGAAAUCGCACUUACGGGCGAAGCCAGCAUUCAGGUUCCAGCUGAACGUGCAGUGCUGGGAAUCAAGAUAUUCUCCAAGAGUCAGAGCAGGGAUGGUACCGCUUGCCACGUUUUGGGCACAGCUCGCAAGAUUGAAAGCCUGCUACGCAACCUUGGACCCCAGUCCACUACAAAGUUUUUUGCCAAGGAGCAGGCUUGUGUCGACUUCUGGACACGAACUUCUUUGAUUGAGACAGACUCUCGCCCCUAUGAUUCGAAGAACGAGACCGAACUACCUCGCGAGUACACAGCGGCCAUCAACUUCGGAGUACACUUUCAAGAUUUCCAAUCGAUCGAAGCCUUCAUCCAACGUCUUGUGGGCCUUCCAAUUGCUCAAACACAGGAUGUGAAGUGGGUUCUCAAGCAAGAAACCAAAGAUGCCUACUGCUCGAAGCUACGCACACAGGCAGCCAAGAAUGCACACCGGAAUGCUCUGGAGUACGCUCAAGCACUUGGCUUCGAGCGUGUCGUGCCCCACAAGCUCGAGGAGGCGCAGAUCUGUGUCCCGAUUUCGAACCGAAUCAUGAGUCGCAUACCUACCGGUGGCGUUGAGAGGAGUGGAAGGGAUUCGGUAGUCGACGAGAGCCGCCAGGAAGAGGUCAAACGUUUGGUCGAUCGUCUGAAAUUCGAGUAUCAGCCAGAGGACAUCGAGAUGAGCGUAGUAGUCAAAGCUUCAUUCUACGCUGUGUAG
This is a messenger RNA of Fulvia fulva, 897 nucleotides long. RefSeq lists its product as uncharacterized. NCBI's taxonomy places the organism in Eukaryota, Fungi, Ascomycota, Dothideomycetes, Mycosphaerellales, Mycosphaerellaceae. The record is from RefSeq and is a predicted model, not a curated record. Bases 1 to 897 code for a protein of 298 amino acids. The transcript has 3 exons.